GCACAAAAGCGCUAUGCAACAGAUACAGCAAAUACCACGAGUCGGAAUCGGUGCUCCUGGUAGUAUGGGCACCGAAAGUAAACCGCAUCAAUGCCAACAAUGUAUGAAGAGCUUCUCCAGCAAUCAUCAAUUGGUGCAGCAUAUCCGUGUUCAUACGGGCGAAAAACCGUACAAAUGCUCAUAUUGUGAUCGUAGAUUUAAGCAGCUUUCUCACGUUCAACAACACACUCGAUUACACACUGCGACAUCGGAUCAUUAGUGUAUGCCUGGCCGGCCAGAAAUGUGGGCAAACAAUUCUUGGAUUUUGCAUGAUGAUAACGCUCCAUCGCAUCGAGCCCAAAUUGUGCUGGAUUAUUUGAUCAAA
Anastrepha ludens (Mexican fruit fly) is the source of this 364-nucleotide messenger RNA. RefSeq names its product zinc finger protein 362-like. Gene Ontology annotation, biological process: regulation of transcription by RNA polymerase II. Gene Ontology annotation, cellular component: nucleus. The transcript is spliced from 2 exons. Gene Ontology annotation, molecular function: RNA polymerase II cis-regulatory region sequence-specific DNA binding; DNA-binding transcription factor activity, RNA polymerase II-specific. NCBI's taxonomy places the organism in Eukaryota, Metazoa, Arthropoda, Insecta, Diptera, Tephritidae. The coding region runs from base 14 to 259 and encodes 81 amino acids. The record is from RefSeq and is a predicted model, not a curated record.